This is a messenger RNA of Opisthorchis viverrini, 672 nucleotides long. RefSeq lists its product as hypothetical. Bases 1 to 672 code for a protein of 223 amino acids. NCBI's taxonomy places the organism in Eukaryota, Metazoa, Platyhelminthes, Trematoda, Opisthorchiida, Opisthorchiidae. The transcript has 2 exons. The record is from RefSeq and is a predicted model, not a curated record.
AUGUUCCAACACAAGGUGACAAAAGGAGGAAAACCAUCUAUACAGAGUGUUCCAGAAGAAUGGAUAUCCAAGGAGUUUUAUCAAGAGAAGCUUGAAGAAGAAGACAUCUCAACAACAGCCACAGCAAGAACAAGCCACCAGACGGGUAGUCCUACCUUACAUCAAGAAUAUAUCAGAACUCGCACCCAGAUUAUUGGCGCAAAAAGGAAUUUCGUGGCCCACAAACCGAGUGCUACUCUAAGGAAAUUAAUCUCUAGACCGAAGGACAACCGGGAUAAAACCAAGAGGAACAAUGUGAUAUACCAAAUCGACUGCAACAAAUUCUACGUUGGACAAACUGGGAGAAAAUUAUGUACACGAAUAAAGGAACACAACGCGGCUGUCAGGAGGCAUGACCCCCUGUCCUUGAUAUCUAUACACGAGGACCAAGAAGGCCACAAAUUCAAUCUGGAAAACGCGAAAAUUUUGGCAUACGGAGACACGCGACACGGAAGAGAAUUUCUGGAAGCAUGGUACUCUACGGCAGGUUCAAUCAACCGGUGCAUCGAACUGGAUCCAAUUUACGCACCUCUACGUGCGAGAGAUCAACAUCGCAACCGAAACACUCAAGGAGGACCGAAUAAUGGAUUAACAAACGAAGAAACAAGGAACUCCUCGGAAUCAAAUCAAUAA